CUCGGAGCUGAGCGGCGCAGACGGGAGAGGAGGGACGAGGAGAGCUACCGCUCGCAAGCUCCGCUCCCAGCCUCAGUGGGCUAGUCGGUGAGCUAGUCUAGCAUUGCCCGGCUACGCUGAGAUUGAUCCGCGGCGACCGUCAAGAUGAUGAAGUUUCGGUUCCGCCGACAGGGCACCGACCCACAGAGGGAGAAGAUCAAGCAGGAGCUGUUCUCCUUCAACAAGACUGUGGAACAUGGGUUUCCCCACCAGCCCAGCGCACUGGCCUUCGAUCAGAAACUCCAGCUCAUGGCCAUCGGCACCAAAUCGGGUGCCAUCAAAGUUUAUGGGUCCCCUGGCGUCGAGUUCACUGGCCUCCACAAAAGCACCACUGCUGUCAUGCAGAUCCACUUCCUGCCCGGACAGGGCCGCCUGUUGUCGCUGCUGGACGACAACACCAUUCAUCUGUGGGAGCUGGCGUGGCGGGAGGUUGCGGGGGUGAAGACGGAGGGAGCGCUCUGCCUGCAGGAAGUGGGCAGCUACAGCCUCCCAGGUCGACCCGGCAUAGAGAGCUGCAGCACCACCCGAGUGACAGUGCUGCUGUUGCUGUUGUCCUGUGAUCUGCUGUGCAUUGGAACCGAAGGGGGCGGAGUCUACUUUCUGGAUUUGCCACAUCUUACUCUGAAGGAGAACCAGACGCUGCUGCAGGAUCAGGUCACUCCUAGCCUGCCGGAUGACUACAGAUGUGGCAAGUCCCUGGGGCCGGUGGAGUCCCUCCAGGAACAUCCUCAGCAGCCUGGGAAGAUUCUGGUGGGCUACAGUCGAGGCCUGGUGCUCCUGUGGGAUCUCAGCUCUCGUCAGGCCGAACAGCUCUUCCUGGGCAAGCAGCAGCUGGAGAGCCUGGUGUGGGAACGUUCUGGGAACUUGUUUGUCAGUUCCCACAGCGACGGCAGCUACUCUGUGUGGGCCGUAGCCAGUGGCAACACCUGCACCCCUCAGCCGGUGUCCUCCACCAUCCCUUACGGUCCGUUUCCUUGCAAAGCCAUCAACAAAAUCCUGUGGAGGACGUCAGAGAACAGCUCUCCACUGCUGCUCUACAGUGGAGGGAUGCCUCGAGCCAGCUAUGGUGACCGCCACUGUCUGACCGUCCAGCAGGACAAAGAGCAUGUCACGCUGGACUUCACAUCACGAGUCAUUGACUUCUUCACGGUUCACAGUGCAGAGCCAGAGCGAGGCUUCGACGAGGCCUCGGCUCUGGUCGUCUUACUCGAGGAGGAGCUGGUGGUGAUUGACCUGCAGAGCCCAGGCUGGCCCACCGUGCCCAGCCCCUACCUGGCGCCGCUCCACUCUUCGGCUAUCACGUGCUCCUGUCACAUCUCCAGCGUCCCGCCCAAACUCUGGGAGCGAAUCGUCAACGCUGGUAAAGCCCAGCAGGGCAGGGAGCCGACACACAGGAACUGGCCCAUCUGUGGAGGGACGAACCUCGCGCCGCCUCCCAAGUUGCAGGAGCUGCUGCUGACUGGGCACGAAGAUGGAACGGUGCGAUUCUGGGAUGCGUCCGGCGUAGCCCUGACGCCGCUGUACAAACUUAGCACAGCCAAUGUCUUCCACACCGACUGCGACCCCAGUGAUGACCCCCCUGACCCCAGCGACGACCCCGAUGCCCCACAGGAGGAAGAGUGGCCUCCCUUCAGGAAGGUGGGAUGUUUCGACCCGUACAGCGACGACCCGAGGUUGGGGAUCCAGAAGAUCAGCCUCUGCAAGUACAGUAACAAGCUGGUGGUGGCUGGCACGGCCGGUCAGGUGAUCGUUUUGGGUCUGAGCGACGAGCGCUCGGACCACCUGGUGGAGGUCUCUGUGGUGGACCUGCUGCAGGACCGAGAGGGAUUCACUUGGAAGGGCCACGACAGACUGGAGCCCCGGCUGAAACCUGCCCCCUUUCCUCCGGGCUUCCAGCCGCAGGUCCUGGUGCAGUGCAUACCUCCAGCCUCCGUGACCGCCGUGGCCCUGCACGCGGAGUGGAACCUCAUCUCCUUCGGCACCAGUCACGGUUUCGGACUCUUCGACUACCACAGGCGGAAUGCGGUUCUGGCCAGGUGCACGCUGCACCCCAAUGACUCGCUGGCCAUGGAGGGUCCCCUGUCCCGGGUGAAGUCCUUGAAGAAGUCUCUGCGACAGAGUUUCCGACGAAUCCGCAAGAGCCGAGUCUCCGGGAAGAAGCGCACCCUCUCCACCCCCACGAGCAAGGUCCAGGAGGCCAACGCCGCUCUGGCCGAGCAGGAGGAAGUGGCUCCGAUACAGCGGAGGAUCGAGCCGCGGUCGGCUGACGACUCGCUGUCCGGAGUCGUGCGGUGUCUGUGCUUCGCUGACACAUUCCUGCGAGACGGUACCCACCAUGGACCCACGCUGUGGGCCGGGACCAACUCGGGCAGUGUGUACGCAUACGCGCUGGAGGUGCCUGGCGUGGGACGGGCGUGCGAGCGGGGCGGCGACGGCGCGGCCUGCGUGGAGGCGGUCCUGGGUAAAGAGAUCCAGCUGAUGCACCGAGCUCCUGUGGUGUCCAUCUGUGUGCUGGAUGGGAGAGGGAAGCCGUUGCCGGAGCCCUACGAGGCGUCGCAGGACCUGGCCAUCGCGCCCGACAUGACCAACGCACACUCUGUGCUCAUCGCCUCAGAGGAGCAGCUGAAGGUGUUCUCGCUCCCCAAAGUCAGCGCCAAGACCAAGUUCAAGUUGACGGCGCAUGAGGGCUGCCGGGUCAGGAAGGUGGCGCUGGUGGUCUUCAGCUCGGCGGUCCAGGAGGACUACAGCGAGCACACGCUGGUGUGUCUGACCAACAUGGGCGACAUGCAUCUGUUCACCGUCCCGGGCCUCCGGCCUCAGGUGCGCUAUGACUGCAUCCGCAAGGAAGACAUCAGCGGCAUCGCGUCGUGCGUCUUCACCAGGAAUGGACAAGGCUUCUACCUCAUCUCUCCAUCCGAGUACGAGCGCUUCUCUCUGUCGGCGAAGGUGGUCACCGAGCCUCGCUGCUGUGUUCAGCUGGACCGAGCACUUGGGGACUCCGCCACUAGUGACGCUCCAUCGACACCACAAGCCAACGGAACCCACAAGGCGGGUCAGGCCGAAGGCCACAUGGUGGAGCCGCUCAGCAGCUUGCCGUCCCCCAUUCUGGACACGCCGCUGGACUCCCCGAUGAGCUGCGCUGACCUCAGCCUGGACACCACCGGGGAGCUGACCAUGGAGGAUGUCCGGGACUUCCUGACCACGGUGGACGAGGCGGAGCACAACCUGAGGAACAUCAAAGAAGAGGAGGAGCGCUCCACCGACAUCCUCAUCAACUGAAGCGGUGCUGCCAGCAUGUUGGUCGCUAGGGGGCGCUCAGGGGUCUGGAUGGACAUCAGUGCUGGACCACAUACAGACCCGAGCAGUGCCGGCAGACGCCUGGAGUGAACUCAGACGGUGAUGUUCUGACAGGCCUCCUGGUCUUGAUCCACUCUUCCUACGGCAGCCACUUCACUUCCUCCCGGUUGGACCAGACUGUUACGGAGCGUCGCUCUUGAGCAUGUGGCCGGCUGGAGAAGAUCUUUUAUUUUCCAUCACGGCUUCUUUUCCUGUCAUUCACUCAUGGUUAGCGGACAUGAGGACCAGCGGCUCCUGGUUGUCGGGUCCCAGCUCGGUGUAUAAAUAAUGAGCUCCAACUUCAGUAAGUUUUAGUCCAUUAACGUCAGGUUGACGAGUGAAGGAGAAGAAAGUUGUCCUCGUGAGGAGUUUGGAUGGGACUCAGGGAAGUGCAGGGUGGGGAGGUGUCCGAGUCGGGAGCGUCCUGGAUUCAUACCUGGUGGUUUUACUGUGUAAAAUGCGGCGACGGGAACUCGGAUGACGUCACGGAUGAGGAUGACUAACAUAAAGGGACCUCACUACUAACUGAUGUAGCUAUGCAGGUAGACUUUUACUCUCGGGUUUUCAGUCGACGGUUUAUGGGGCACAACGUUUUUAUUCCAUUUUUCCGUUUGUCAUUUGUGUAGGAUUUUAAAAAGAGACCAUUAGCUAUGAGGCGGAUGUGAAUGUUAAUAAAGUUAUUUACUCUCUACACUCUUGAGUACGGUGAUUCCAGAAAUACUGAAGUACUUUUCAUUUAUAAAUCACAAAACAAAGAAAAACAAAAUGGCAUUAAAAUGUACCCAUGACAUUUGAAGAAAACAAUAGAGUGAAAAUAGAAAAAAAGCAAUAGAAAUGAUAAAAAGUCUUCAUCUUCAAUGUAAAAAAUAAAAUCAGUUAUGAACAUUAAAAUCGUGCUGUUGUACAAUACAAACACAAAACAU
This is a messenger RNA of Synchiropus splendidus (mandarinfish), 4298 nucleotides long. It is a transcript of the gene llgl1, whose product is annotated as LLGL scribble cell polarity complex component 1. Bases 145 to 3318 code for a protein of 1057 amino acids. Gene Ontology annotation, biological process: establishment of spindle orientation; regulation of protein secretion; cortical actin cytoskeleton organization. The transcript is spliced from 23 exons. NCBI's taxonomy places the organism in Eukaryota, Metazoa, Chordata, Actinopteri, Syngnathiformes, Callionymidae. Gene Ontology annotation, molecular function: GTPase activator activity; myosin II binding. Gene Ontology annotation, cellular component: cytoplasm; plasma membrane; cortical actin cytoskeleton. The record is from RefSeq and is a predicted model, not a curated record.